GUUCUAAGUGCGCGCCAGUCAAGCUUUGCGUUACAUAUUUUGCGAAGGCUUUGUUUUCAACUUAGAGAGAGAGAGUUCCAGAUCUGCAAUAUGCGAAAAGCUCCAUAUGAUAAAAAUGCACCGAGAAGACCACUGUCAGCAUUCAAUUUAUUUAUGCGAAAACGUAGACAAGAAUCAGAGGUUAUUGCAUCAAAACCAUUCGGCGAAAGAAAUCGUAUUGUUAGUGCUGAAUGGGCUAAUUUAUCUGUUGAAGACAGACAAAUGUAUACUGAUCAAGCGGCAGAAGCUCGAGAAUCAUAUAAAAAGUUGUUUGCUGAAUACAAAACAACUGAUAGUUACAAGAAUUGGCUGGCAUCGAAUCAGAUGGCUGCUACAAAUGCAUCAAAAAGUGGGUGUAAAAAAUCAAGAAAACCUCAAAAACAAAUGUAUCCUGGCGGCAACAACAACAACACUCUAGAUGAUGACUUUAGAAUAUCAAUUUUCACUCAAGAAUUUUUAGAAUACAAUCGACUUCGUGAAGCUACUUUGCGUCAGCUAAAAAAACAAGCUUCACAACUUGAAGAGGAAACAGCCUUGUUAAGUAAACAUGUUGAAAAUCUUGUCAACGCUGAGCAAAGAACUAAAUGUCAAAUUAAAACAACAACAGAAUUAUUAAAUAAUGAAGAAAAUUUAAUGAAACAAUUAUGUAAAGAGUUAACUAUCGCUUUGGGUGAUAUUACUCUACCUAUCAAUACGUCAGAUGCAAGUUUGAAAGCAAUUGAACGUAUCACAGAGACCAGUGUAGAUUCAUUUCUUUCAAGGUUGGAUAGCUUAAAGUCAUCACAACAGCAUCGUCGUUGUCGUCUUCAUUAGAUUCAGAGGAGUUAUUCACAAAAAUUGUGAAUACAAUCCGCUUAGCUUGUCAAAACAAAGAGAUUAAAUUGUUUACCUGUGGAACAAAUUAAUUGAUUGAUUGAUUGAUUUUGUUGACACAAAUACGUUUUCACAUUGUACAUACUUGUUUUUAUUUUUUGCUUAAUUUUUUAUUUUUAAGAAUUUUAUUUAUCGUGAG
Molecule: messenger RNA, 1051 nt
Organism: Trichobilharzia szidati
Lineage: Eukaryota; Metazoa; Platyhelminthes; Trematoda; Strigeidida; Schistosomatidae
Source: the annotation of a GenBank genome assembly